GACGAGGGUCCACCGUAACUCUGCCCAUUUCCUUGGUGACCCGAGAACGAGGCGAGUGGAAGAGCAGCCCAGCAUUCCAGCUCAUUUUUUCUUCGUUUUUGUCAUCACAUAAGCUCUACACAGCUCAUCUUGUCUCAGGAUGUGGGCGUGGCGUGUGAUGAUGACGACGUUGGCGGUGGUGCUGGUAGGGCUGCUGGCCCGGGGAGGGACGGCGCUCCCUACCGCCUCCUCUUCCAAUGACCGGCCGAUCAUCGGCAUAUUGGCCCAGGAGGUCUCCGGGUCCUUGGCCGAUAUUCUGGGCAAGAUUCUCUCCACCGAGGAAACGGUAGAAGUUCACGGUCUAGACCUGGAAAACCCCAGCACAGUGGCCAGUCCCGAGUACUACUUGGAGCCUCAUCCAGAGGCAACGGACGAAGCGAAGGACACCACCGCUGGAAACGCGGGAUCUCAGCCGGAGGUCUCAUUAGGACAAAGUGACAGCGGAACGGGAGGAGCCGUUGUACCCCCCACCACCCCGUCUCCCCGGCCACCCGUACCCAAGAAUGCCACUUACAUCGCUGCUUCUUACGUCAAGUUCAUUGAAGCUGGAGGGGCCAGAGUUGUUCCCGUUUUUGUCAACAAAGAUCGAGAGUACUAUGAGCACAUGAUGAAGUCGAUCAAUGGUUUGUUGUUUCCUGGAGGUGCCGUGGCUAUUGAUGAAACCAGUGCAUUUGGAAGAGCUGGGAAGAUCAUCUAUGAGAUCGCAAAGGACAUGAAUGACAGAGGGGAUGUGUUCCCGCUGUGGGGUACCUGUUUGGGCUUCGAACUCAUGAUGGGACUUGCGGCCGGUGGGCAGGAGGUCAGGGCCGUGUGCGAUGCCCAAAACAUUGCCAACCGUAUUAAGUUGGAUUCUGAUUAUGCAGACGGAUAUCUGCUGCGCCAUCUACCAAAAAGACUGAUUAAAGCCUUGACGUCAGAACCAAUCACCAGCAAUUUCCACAAGUAUUGUCUUACUCCCAAGAAUUUCAGUGCCUUCGGACUUGACAAAAUCUUCAGGCCUUUGGCAUACAGCGCAGAUCGAAGAGGAGUGGAGUACUUGGCUGCAGUUGAAGCUUGGGACUACCCAUUCUUCGCCGUACAGUUUCACCCAGAGAAGAGCCCCUAUGAAUGGACCACAAAACCAGGACACGACCAUAUUCCACAUUCAAGUGUUGCCAUUGACACUGCAAAUCAUUUCGCCCAAGUCUAUGUCAAUUAUGCCCGGAGGAAUAAGCACAGAUUCGCUGAUACCGCAGAGGAGCAGAGAAGCCUCAUUUACAACUACUCUCCUGUUUAUACUGGCCAGUUGUCUCCAAUGGAACAGAUAUAUUUGUUCUAGGACAAAUUGAAACCAGUAGUCGAGGGUAGUGUGGAAUACUGUCAUCACUGAAAAUUAGAUAACUUGCUUAGGCUUUUCCAUCAGUACUGAGAAUGCGGACUGUGAAGCUUGUGGAUCUGUGAUUUGAUUUUUUUACUAUAUCUAGUGAUAGGGCAUGAAAAAAACUAAUGUAAUUAUAUAUAUCACAAGAUAGCUUAAUCUUCUAAAUGCUGCUUUAAAAUGCAUGUCUGAAGUUGAAAAUUAUUUUUUUCUAAAAUGAUCAUAAUACUCUGAUCGAGCACAUCAAACCAAAAUUUUUUUAGAUAGUUAUUAGAUGAUAAUGUUUUUAGUUCCUUAAGUCUUAAAAACUAUUGAUGAUCUAUUGAUCUUUUUGCAGAUUCUUUGUUCGAUUCAUUCUGACUGUACUACUCUUAUUCAUAAAAUUUUAUAAAAUUAAAA
This is a messenger RNA of Macrobrachium nipponense, 1795 nucleotides long. RefSeq names its product gamma-glutamyl hydrolase-like. Gene Ontology annotation, cellular component: vacuole. The transcript has 10 exons. Lineage: Eukaryota; Metazoa; Arthropoda; Malacostraca; Decapoda; Palaemonidae. Gene Ontology annotation, molecular function: gamma-glutamyl-peptidase activity. Gene Ontology annotation, biological process: tetrahydrofolylpolyglutamate metabolic process. The record is from RefSeq and is a predicted model, not a curated record. Bases 140 to 1357 code for a protein of 405 amino acids.